Messenger RNA from Chrysoperla carnea, 1884 nucleotides. RefSeq names its product protein PFC0760c-like. The transcript is spliced from 4 exons. Lineage: Eukaryota; Metazoa; Arthropoda; Insecta; Neuroptera; Chrysopidae. Bases 1 to 1884 code for a protein of 627 amino acids. The record is from RefSeq and is a predicted model, not a curated record.
AUGAAUUUAUAUUUAUUAAUACCGCUAGCAUGUCUAGCAUGUUUUGUUACGUAUAACGUAAAUGCAACACCUAUUCAAGUGAUAAACGCACCAAAAGCACGAGAACUUUCAUCCUCAUCAGAGUUAAAAACAGAUGAUAGUAUUGUAUCAAGUAGUGAAAAUAGUGAAGUCGUGGCUGAUUUAAAAAAAGUCGAUGAAGCAUCAUCUGAACCAGUUGUGCCAGCAGUUGUUGCUGAAGGUGAAAAAGAACAAGUAAAAGAAUCUGGACGACAAUCUCAACCAGCAUCCUCUUCAUCAUCCGACGAUGAUGACGAUGAUGACGAUGACGAUGAUUUGGAUGUAGAUAUUGGUGAUGAUGACGACGAUGAUGAUGAUGACGAUGACGAUGAUGUUGUUCGACCAGCUAAUCCACCAGCCGCAUCUUCUUCAUCAUCUUCCGAUGAUGAUGAUGACGACGACGAUGAUGAUGAUUACUUCGGUAGUUUUUUCGAUGACAUUCUAGGAGAUGAUGAUGAUGACGAUGAUGAUUCACCAUCAACUGGUGCUGUGCAACCACAAACACCUGUACAAUCUGCACCACCAGCUAUAGUAGCUGAAGCCGCCGAAGAUACAGCAGCAGCCGAAGAACAAUUAAAUUCAGCUGAUGGUGGUGAGGACGAUACACAGACAGCAAACUAUGACGAUGACGAUGCUGGACAAAAUUUAAUUGAAAAAGACCCAGAGACCUCAAAUCAAUUGAGUAACAUUCAAACAAAUUCUGUACAAAUUGUUGACCCAGUACCAUCGAACAUACCUAGUGACAAUACAAAUAACGUAAAUACUGACGAUGAUGAUGACGAUGACGAUGAUGACGACGAUGGCUUAGGUGGUUUGACUGAUGUAGGUGACGAUGAUGACGAUGACGAUGAUGAUGAUGAUGAUUCAGCAGAUGAUGAUGACGAUGAUGACGAUGACGAUGAUGAUCUCGAUAUUGGUGGUGAUGACGUCAUCGAGGCGAGACGUAAUUCACGUGCUAUGUCGCCUGCAGCAAAUCAAAGAAUUCCAGCUAUGUACAUUUCAAAGUAUAAUCGUUUUGUUGAUAACAUUUUGGGGCGUAUCAACAAAAUUCUAAGACGAUCCUAUGAUCCAGUUCGUGUAAAAUUACAAAGCAAUGAAAGUAAAAACAAGAAAAAUUCAAAUAAAAAAAAGAAGAAACCAACUAAACACACACGAUCCAAUACAAAACCACAAAAUGUACAACAACCGGAAAAUAAAAUGGCCGAAGUUGAAUUAGUUGAAAAAUUAUCGAGAAGUCUGGCUGAAGCAGAAGAGAAAUUCAACGAGAAGUCAUUAUCGCCCAGGAAUGAAAACGAAACGAUGAAAAUGAAUAAUGAAGAAACUACAAGACGCUCUUCUAACAGUAAAGGUUCAUCAAAUAGGAACAAAAACAAAAAGAAAAAUAAUAGUAACAAAACAAAAGCUGCAAAGAAAAACCAAAAAGCUCGAGCUACCUUAUUUGGAUUAUCAUCACUGCGUAGAGAUGGAGAUGUAUCUGUGAAUCUAAUGGCCGAUCAUACUACCGUAAAAACUAACUUUAUCUUAGGACCAUUAACACUUAAAGUAGAAAAAGAGUUUGGACGUGGCGUCAAACGUGAACUAAAAAGUGCCACUGCAACAACAGCUGAAAUGCAUGGAAAAUUAAGUCUACGAAUUGUGCAAGGUGGUGCUGCUACUUUACACUCAAUUCGAGUACUUCAACCGAAACAAGUCCGGAUUGAUAGUCCUGAUGAUCAUGAUCGAACGAGAGAAUUUGUAUGGAAACGUAGUGCACAAAUUGCACAAGUAGUCUCAAAAAAAUUAACUACAGCCACUAAAUCAAUGCUCCAACCAAUUCCAAAACCAUAA